Messenger RNA from Pocillopora damicornis (cauliflower coral), 1249 nucleotides. Its product is annotated as EGF-like repeat and discoidin I-like domain-containing protein 3. Lineage: Eukaryota; Metazoa; Cnidaria; Anthozoa; Scleractinia; Pocilloporidae. The record is from RefSeq and is a predicted model, not a curated record.
AGAUAAUCUUGAAUCACCAUUUAUGUCAAUCCACAAAACUGUCGUCUUUUUGAUUCUGAGUGUGUCUUCAUUGGGAAAGACCGCUGGGCAACUUCCUUGUCGUACGACCAGGUCAGUACCAGACCAUGCCCUAAAAGGUCACGUGAUUUCAUCACCAGAAGGAAAGCGGCUCGAGAGCUGUGUAGCUGUUUGUGACAGCAUUGACAAUUGUUUCAGUAUUAACUAUUACAUCUCAUCGAAGAAAUGUGAGUUGAACAAUAAAACGGCAAAGUGGUACGCCAACGAUCUGAGAGUAACACCUGGAGCAGUCUACCUAGAUAUCUUGUCACGUGACUAUACUCCGUGUGUCGAUCGAAAUCCGCCAUGUUCUGCAGGAAAAUGUGUCCCCAUCCCUGGAUCCUUAGCGACACGGUGUUUAUGUGACGGAAAUGCUGCUGCCUGUCAUAAUCAACCCUGUAUUUCCAAGCCAUUAGGAAUGGAAGAUGGUUCAAUAGCGGACAAUCAACUCACAGCAUCAUCAACGCACCCCACAGUUCAGCUGGGCUGGGGUCGACUGCACGACACGCGAGGAAGCUGGUCUGCAAACACAGAUUCUGGUACCCAGUGGUUCCAAGUGAGCUUUUUACCAAACGUGAAACGCAUAACAGACAUCGCAACUCAAGGAAAUGGAAAGAGCUGGUGGUGGGUUAAAACAUAUUACGUCAUGUACGGGAAGGGGGGAGAGCCCCUUAGAAAUUAUGAGGAAAAUAAUCAACGCGUGGUUUUUCAAGGAAAUACUGACAAGGAUGGUGUAGUGAAGAAAAAGAUAAACAAUCCCUUCGAGGCGGAUUCUGUCCGGCUAACAUCUCUGGGCUAUUCUGGAAAGGUUGCUCUGCGAAUUGAACUGUAUGGUUGUGAUGUAAUUUAGAAUUACGUUUAACUCAAACAACUGAGCGAAUGCAAUGAAGAAAAAUGUCUAAAUAAAUUUUAAGUGGCAACGCACGAUCCAAAAGACUUGUAUAUCGACCAUGGUGUCAAAGACAUAUAACAAUUCGUUGUUUCAGAGCUAAUAUAUCUAACAGUUCCAGAACUUUAGUGUUUUUGCGAUUCCCAGAUGGCUUCCACAUCUUUAGAGGAGUGUUUUGUAAGUCUGGUCAGUGCAGUGGUAAUCACCUUUUAAGAUUGGACAUAUACUAAUAGACAUGUUUAUACUAAACUUAAAUGCGUAGUAUUCGAAGGAACACUUAGGAAAGUUUUAAGCAUGUGCAAA